CCAUGCAAGACACACUGACACACACCACACAGACCUACACUGACACUCCGGACACAGCUUUCAGAUCGUCUCACUACACCAUGCCUAUUAUAAUCUACAUGAGCAGUGCCAGCGGAUCUAGAGAGAUAAAGAAACAGCAGGAGGCAAUCUUCAGGUUCCUUGAUUCGAAAAACAUUCAUUACAUUGCCAAGGACAUCACUGUGAGCCCUGAUGUGAAGAAUGAGAUGAGGGAGAAGGUGGGGAAUUUUAAUGCCUUGCCUCCUCAGGUCUUUAAUGGAUCUCAAUACUGCGGGGACUACGAGGUGUUCUCCGACGCAGUGGAAGACCGCAGGCCAAUGAGUUUCUUCAAGCUGAACUGUAAUUGACUCUUAAGCUCUUAAACUAAUCUUUGUGCAACAAAUAAUUCAAAGCCAAAACAUCCAAAUCCUGCAACGUUGACAAUUUUAUACACUUUCUACACAAUUUGUAUAAUUAAUUAAACAUAUAAUUACACUUUUAAUUUGUAAAAUGAUCCUCGAUCUUAUUUCUUUGAGGACUCUCUCAAUCUUUCUUUCUUUUUUUUAACAAUGUAUAAUAUCAAAAUGGUGUAAGAUUUGGGUUUAUUAUUAAGGAUAAUAACUUGAAGAACGUAAUGAUUGAUGUACCAAAUGUGCUUUUUUUUCCUACUCUAAAUGUUUCUAGACUAUUGUAGUUUUUUGGGUUUUGUCAUUCAUUCAUUCAUCUUCUACCGCUUAUCCGAACUACCUCGGGUCACGGGGAGCCUGUGCCUAUCUCAGGCGUCAUCGGGCAUCAAGGCAGGAUACACCCUGGACGGAGUGCCAACCCAUCGCAGGGCACACACACUCUCAUUCACUCACGCAAUCACACACUAGGGACAAUUUUCCAGAGAUGCCAAUCAACCUACCAUGCAUGUCUUUGGACUGAGGGAGGAAACCGGAGUACCCGGAGGAAACCCCCGAGGCACGGGGAGAACAUGCAAACUCCACACACACAAGGUGGAGGCGGGAAUCGAACCCCGACCCUGGAGGUGUGAGGAGAACGUGCUAACCACU
This is a messenger RNA of Tachysurus vachellii, 1052 nucleotides long. Its product is annotated as SH3 domain-binding glutamic acid-rich-like protein 3. NCBI's taxonomy places the organism in Eukaryota, Metazoa, Chordata, Actinopteri, Siluriformes, Bagridae. The coding region runs from base 3 to 365 and encodes 120 amino acids. The record is from RefSeq and is a predicted model, not a curated record. The transcript is spliced from 3 exons. Gene Ontology annotation, cellular component: cytoplasm.